Molecule: messenger RNA, 6613 nt
Organism: Gastrolobium bilobum
Lineage: Eukaryota; Viridiplantae; Streptophyta; Magnoliopsida; Fabales; Fabaceae
Product: DExH-box ATP-dependent RNA helicase DExH14
Exons: 49
Coding region: 55-6324 (2089 amino acids)
Molecular function (GO): nucleic acid binding; ATP binding; ATP hydrolysis activity
Source: RefSeq, a predicted model, not a curated record
UCGUUCGUCUUCUUAAGAGAGGGACUCAGAAGAUUGGGCAUCAAUCUAUCGAUAAUGUUGAUUCAGAUUCCUCGCCUCACGAACUCUCUCAGAGACCCCUUCGAUGUCGACCAAGCCUAUCUUCAUCGCAAAACCAUUCUCCACAACCGAAGACCUCGCAAUUCUGCAAGCUCGCUUGAUGAAUCGGAACUCGCACGGAAGAUUGUUUAUGGGUGGGAAGAAGCUUCAUCAGAAGUGCGGCAGGCCUACAAGCAAUUUAUAGGAGCAGUAGUGGACUUGGUUGAUGGAGAAAUGCGCUCUGAGGAGUUCCAUGAGGUGGCGCUGGCUGUAUACCGUUUUUUUGGCAGGCCAAUGGAGGAGGAGGAUUAUAUUGAUAAAAUUAUUUCUGAUAAAAAGUUAGAAUUGCAAAAACUUAUCGGUCAUCCAAUUGCUGAUGCCAAGUUGAGGCAAGUUGCAUCUCUAGCACAGAGUCUUCUAAAUUUGCAGCCUAGCAAUACAAACUCAUCCUUUUCUUUGGAAAGCAAUCUCGAUGCUGAUGACGAUUUAGAAUUUGGAGCUGAUUUUGUUUUUCAAGCACCAGCUCGUUUCUUGGUUGAUGCAUCCUUAGAUGAUGGAGAUAUGAUGGAUUUCAAAAACACUGCUUCUUUAGCAUUUCAUGAAGAACAAUAUGGUCAUACUGACCCAACAGAUCAUUCUGUUGUCGAUGGGGAAAAGUUCAACUUGACUUGGUUAAGAGGUGCAUGUGAUAAAAUAGUUAGGAAUUGUGAUUCCCAGCUAUCCCGAGAUGAAUUAGCAAUGGCCAUUUGUAGGGUUCUUAAUUCAGAAAAGCCUGGUGAAGAGAUAGCUGGAGAUCUGUUGGAUCUUGUUGGUGAUAGUGCAUUUGAAACAGUGCAAAAUCUUUUAGUGCAUCGAAAGGAGAUUAUUGAUUCUAUUCAUCAUGGCUUAUUGAUAUUGAAGUCAGAUAAAAAUGGAUCAAAUGCUCAGUCUCGUAUGCCUAGUUAUGGGACACAGGUGACUGUUCAAACAGAGUCAGAAAAGCAAAUUGACAAGCUUCGACGCAAGGAGGAAAAGCGAAACAGACGGGGAAUAGAACAUGCUGGUGAUGGUGACUUGUCUGCACUGGAUUUCUCAUCUUUACUUCAUGCAAGUGAGAAGAAAAAUUUAUUCGAUGAGAUGAUCAGUUCUGGAGAUAGGUCUGAGUCAAUAGCUGUUACUGCUCUUCCUGAAGGAACUGUCAGGAAGCAUUUUAAGGGGUAUGAAGAGGUUAUUAUUCCUCCAAAACCAACUGCGCCAAUGAAACCUGGAGAAAAGCUGAUUGAGAUCAGGGAGUUAGAUGACUUUGCUCAAGCUGCUUUCCGCGGUUACAAAUCACUAAACCGUAUUCAGAGCAGGAUAUUCCAAACUGUUUAUGGAACUAAUGAGAAUAUACUAGUGUGUGCUCCCACAGGAGCUGGCAAAACUAAUAUAGCUAUGAUUUCAAUUCUACAUGAGAUUGGACAACACUUUAGGGAUGGUUACUUGCAUAAAGAUGAAUUUAAGGUAGUUUAUGUUGCUCCAAUGAAGGCUUUGGCUGCAGAAGUCACAAGAACAUUCAGCCAACGUUUAUCUCCUUUGAAUAUGAUUGUUAGAGAGCUUACUGGAGAUAUGCAGCUCUCUAAAAAUGAACUUGAAGAAACUCAGAUGAUAGUGACAACACCUGAGAAAUGGGAUGUCAUUACUCGAAAGAGCAGUGACAUGUCACUCUCGAUGCUAGUGAAGCUAUUAAUUAUUGAUGAAGUACAUCUACUCAAUGACGAUAGAGGUCCUGUAAUAGAGGCUCUAGUUGCCAGGACACUACGGCAGGUGGAGUCAACUCAGACAAUGAUACGCAUUGUGGGCCUUUCUGCCACUCUUCCCAAUUAUCUAGAGGUUGCACAGUUUCUUAGAGUAAAUCCAGACGCAGGCCUUUUCUUUUUUGAUUCGAGUUAUCGUCCAGUGCCUCUUGCACAACAGUAUAUUGGAAUUAGUGUGCCAAAUUUUGCAGCUCGUAAUGAAUUGUUGAAUGAUAUAUGCUAUAUGAAGGUUGUUGAUUCUAUUAGACAAGGCCAUCAGGCAAUGGUAUUUGUCCAUUCACGAAAAGACACUGCAAAGACUGCUCAGAAACUGGUUGAACUUGCACGAAGAAAUGAGGACUUGGAACUCUUUAGUAAUAGUACACAUCCGCAAUUUACCUUUAUAAAGAAAGAUGUUAUUAAAUCCAGAAACAAAGAUCUUGUUGAACUUUUUGAAUUUGGCAUGGGUAUUCAUCAUGCUGGGAUGUUACGUUCAGAUAGAGGACUUACUGAGCGGCUUUUCUCUGAUGGACUUCUGAAGGUACUUGUCUGUACAGCAACUCUGGCAUGGGGUGUCAAUCUACCUGCCCACACAGUUGUCAUUAAGGGUACCCAAUUAUAUGAUCCAAAAGCUGGUGGGUGGAAAGACCUGGGUAUGCUUGAUGUUAUGCAGAUAUUUGGGCGAGCUGGGAGACCUCAGUUUGACAACAGUGGUGAAGGUAUCAUAAUUACAUCUCAUGACAAACUAGCAUAUUAUCUGCGACUGCUGACAAGUCAACUACCUAUAGAAAGCCAGUUUAUUAGCUCCUUGAAAGAUAAUUUAAAUGCGGAGGUGGCAUUGGGUACUGUAACUAAUGUUAAGGAAGCUUGUGCAUGGCUUGGCUACACAUAUCUUUUCAUAAGGAUGAGAAUGAAUCCUUUGGCUUAUGGUAUUGGGUGGGAUGAGGUGAUGGCAGAUCCUGCUUUACGCUCUAAGCAAAGAUCUCUUGUAAUUGAUGCUGCACGUGCACUUGAUAAAGCAAAAAUGAUGCGGUUUGAUGAGAAAAGUGGCAAUUUUUACUGUACUGAGCUUGGUCGCAUUGCAAGCCAUUUUUACAUUCAAUAUUCCAGUGUUGAAACAUACAAUGAAAUGUUGAGACGCCACAUGAAUGAUAGUGAGGUGAUUAACAUGGUUGCACAUUCUUCUGAAUUUGAGAAUAUUGUUGUUCGAGAAGAAGAACAGAAUGAACUAGAGAUGUUGGCACGCACAUCGUGCCCAUUAGAAAUUAAGGGUGGUCCUUCCAAUAAACAUGGAAAGAUUUCCAUUCUGAUUCAGUUGUACAUAUCUCGAGGCUCUAUAGAUUCUUUUUCUUUGGUAUCUGACGCCUCAUACAUAAGUGCAAGCUUGGCUCGUAUAAUGCGGGCUUUAUUUGAGAUUUGCUUGCGAAGAGGCUGGUGUGAGAUGUCUUUGUUCAUGUUGGAUUAUUGCAAAGCUGUGGAUCGCCAAAUUUGGCCGCACCAACAUCCUCUUAGACAAUUCGACAAGGACCUUUCUGCAGAAAUACUGCGGAAGCUUGAAGAACGUGGGGCUGACCUAGAUCACUUGCUGGAGAUGGAGGAAAAAGACAUUGGGGCAUUAAUUCGUUAUGCACCUGGAGGAAAGUUGGUCAAGCAAUACCUAGGGUAUUUUCCAUCACUUCAGUUAUCUGCAACUGUGAGUCCAAUAACCAGAACUGUCUUGAAGGUUGAUUUGGUCAUAACACCUGUUUUCAUUUGGAAAGAUCGUUUUCAUGGUACCGCUCAACGUUGGUGGAUUUUGGUAGAGGAUUCCGUGAAUGAUCACAUCUACCACUCUGAACUCUUUACCCUAACAAAGCGGAUGGCUAAGGGGGAACCUUACAAGCUUUCUUUCACUGUGCCUAUAUUUGAACCACAUCCACCACAAUAUUACAUCCAUGCCAUUUCUGAUUCCUGGCUUCAUGCAGAGGCAUUCUACACUAUUACUUUUCAUAAUUUACCAUUGCCAGAGGCUCGUACUGCUCACACAGAACUACUUGAUUUAAAACCUCUUCCUGUUUCUUCCCUUGGCAACAGUGCUUAUGAAGCGUUAUAUAGAUUUUCACAUUUUAAUCCUAUACAAACACAGACUUUUCAUGUCUUGUAUCACACGGACAAUAAUGUUCUAUUAGGAGCUCCAACUGGAAGUGGAAAAACUGUAUCUGCUGAGCUUGCUAUGCUUCGUCUUUUCAACACUCAGCCUGAUAUGAAGGUUAUUUAUAUAGCACCUCUGAAGGCUAUCGUUAGGGAAAGAAUGAGCGAUUGGAAAAAGCGUCUUGUUUCUCGACUAGGGAAAAAGAUGGUUGAAAUGACUGGAGAUUAUACUCCAGAUUUGAUGGCCCUCUUGUCUGCAAAUAUCAUCAUAUCUACUCCUGAAAAAUGGGAUGGUAUUAGUCGUAAUUGGCAUAGUCGUAGCUAUGUCACAAAGGUUGGACUUGUGAUAUUGGAUGAGAUUCACUUAUUGGGAGCUGAUCGUGGGCCUAUCCUUGAGGUUAUCGUUUCUAGGAUGAGAUACAUAUCAUCACAAACAGAGCGUGCAGUAAGGUUUAUAGGCCUUUCUACAGCUCUGGCUAAUGCUGGUGAUCUAGCUGAUUGGUUAGGCGUUGAGGAGAUUGGACUCUUCAAUUUCAAGCCAAGUGUGAGGCCUGUACCUCUGGAAGUUCAUAUUCAGGGAUAUCCUGGAAAGUAUUACUGCCCAAGGAUGAACAGUAUGAACAAACCAGCAUAUGCUGCUAUAUGCACCCAUUCACCGGCAAAACCAGUUCUUAUAUUUGUCUCAUCACGACGCCAGACAAGACUUACUGCACUGGAUUUAAUUCAGUUUGCUGCUUCAGAUGAACAUUCAAGGCAAUUCCUUGAUAUGCCAGAAGAAGCACUGCUGAUGGUUCUGUCUCAAGUCUCUGAUCAAAACCUGAGGCAUACUUUACAAUUUGGCAUCGGGUUACAUCAUGCAGGCUUGAAUGACAAAGACAGAUCUCUGGUUGAGGAACUUUUUGCAAACAACAAAAUUCAGGUAUUGGUUUGUACCAGCACAUUGGCUUGGGGUGUGAAUCUUCCGGCUCAUCUAGUGAUUAUCAAGGGCACAGAAUUCUAUGAUGGAAAAACCAAGAGGUAUGUUGAUUUUCCAAUCACUGAUAUAUUGCAAAUGAUGGGUCGUGCAGGACGGCCUCAAUUUGAUCAACAUGGGAAAGCAGUGAUUCUUGUUCAUGAACCCAAGAAGAGCUUCUAUAAAAAGUUCUUGUAUGAACCCUUUCCUGUUGAGAGUAGUUUGAGGGAGCAGCUGCAUAAUCACAUUAAUGCCGAAAUUAUUUCUGGAACAAUUUGCCAUAAACAAGAUGCAAUGCAUUAUCUUACAUGGACAUACUUAUUCCGUAGACUGAUGGUUAAUCCGGCCUACUAUGGAUUGGAGAAUGCUGAACCUGAGUUUCUAAGUUCAUAUUUAUCUAGCCUAGUACAGAGUACAUUUGAGGAUUUGGAAGACAGUGGAUGCAUAAAGAUGAAUGAAGACAUGGUGGCACCCACGAUGUUGGGUUCAAUAGCAUCUCAGUAUUACCUUAGCUAUAUGACUGUAUCAAUGUUUGGUUCAAACAUAGCUCCAGAUACAUCACUUGAAGUUUUUUUGCAUGUCUUAUCUGCUGCUUCCGAAUUUGAUGAACUCCCCGUGCGUCAUAACGAGGAAAAAUACAAUGAAGCACUGUCUGAGAAAGUUAAAUAUCCAGUGGAUAAGAACCGUCUGGAUGACCCUCAUGUCAAAGCAAAUCUUCUAUUUCAGGCUCAUUUUUCUCAAUUGGAGUUACCAAUUAGUGACUAUGUCACAGACUUGAAAUCAGUAUUAGAUCAGAGUAUACGCAUAAUUCAGGCCAUGAUUGAUAUAUGUGCAAACAGUGGUUGGCUUUCAAGCUCAAUUACUUGCAUGCAUCUUCUGCAAAUGGUCAUGCAGGGUUUGUGGUUUGACAAGGACUCUUCCUUAUGGAUGCUGCCAUGCAUGAAUGUUGAUCUAAUAAGUACACUCAGCAGAAGUGGAAUUUCUAGUGUACAGGAAUUACUAGAUAUUCCCAAGGCAGCAUUGCAGACUGUAACAACAAAUUUCCCGGCUUCAAGAUUGUAUCAGGAUCUACAGCACUUCCCUCAUGUUAAGAUGAAAUUAAAGCUUCAGAUGAGGGACAAUGAUGGUGAGAAGUCCCAGACAUUAUACAUCAGAUUAGAGAAGACCAAUUCUAGACGACACUCUUCCAGAGCAUUUGUACCUCGAUUUCCAAAGAUAAAAGAGGAGCAAUGGUGGUUGGUUCUUGGCAAUACCUCUACGUCUGAGCUUUAUGCUUUGAAAAGAGUUUCUUUUUCUGAUCACUUGGUUACCUCCAUGAAGUUGCCUCUAACUCCAGCUAGUCUUCAGGGUAUAAAACUGAUUUUAGUCUCCGACUGUUACAUUGGAUUUCAGCAAGAACACUCCAUUGAAGAACUUGUUCGAUUUCAAUAGCUGGGCUUUGACUAGCGGAGCUAUCCUUGGUCGGUGGCUUCUAAGUUCUGUAUAAGAUGUUCUAUUUAAGCACACAUUUACCUUGUUUUGGGGUAGGGGUUAAUUUGGUAGUCGUACAAAAAAAUUCUUGUAAACUGAGUAGCUAUUCGGCUCAAUCUGUAAAUAUCCAUAUCCAUAGGAUUUGCAAUUUGUUGCUUUUAAUUUUUGUUCCAUGGAGUGACCACAAUGAUCCAGUUUUCUAAGUCAUGUCACAUUUAGUACGUGUAAAGAACCAAUUCAACUCAAAAGU